UGCGGUUCGAGUCCCCGUGUCGCUGCCAUGGCGGGCGCGGAGCCGGGAGCUGAGGGCGGCGGCGAGGGCGGCGGCGGCCGGGCUCCCUCCGCCCGGAGCGGCAGCGCCGUGCGCGUGGCCCCACUGGGCCCCGAGCAGCUGCGGCGGGUCCUGGAGCAGGUGACGAAGGCGCAGCCGCCCGCCGAGCCGCCGCCGCCCUUCGUGCUGCAGGACGCGGUGCGGCGGCUGCGGGACGCGGCCCAGCAGGCUGCCCUGCAGAGUGGCCCGGGCGCCGAGCCCCCGCGCCCGCCGCGCCUGCUGCCGCCUCAGCAACUGGAAGCCAUCUGUGUCAAGGUAACAUCUGGAGAAACGAAAGGUCAAGAAAGGCUGCUGCCCCAGCUGGCCGCCAUCCAGCCCAGGACAGCCAGGCUGAGCCAGCUGCCGCGGCGGCACUGCAGCGUGUUGGCGCUCAGCGUCGCCGGCCCGCAGCUGCCUGGGGCACAGCCCCUCCUGGGCACGCAGCCACGGCCGCCUGUUCAGGUGUUUGUGCAGCGGCCACUGCCCACCCUCCGGCCAGUCCCUGCGAAGGGAGCUGUGGCCCCCGAGGCUCCAGAUGGACCAGGCGCCACGCUGGCCCCGCGGUCAGCUUCUGACCCGCCGGCGAUAACACCUGCUUCAUCCAGUUCAGCAAAUCUGUUGAUUUCCAACUUGCAUACAAAACACACUGAGAAACUGAAGAAGUCUUUAAAGGUGAAGACACGUUCCGGGCGGAUAUCUCGACCUCCCAAGUAUAAAGCGAAAGAUUACAGAUUCAUAAAAACGGAGGACCUGGCCGACGGCCACCUGUCGGACUCGGACGACUACGCAGAGCUGAGCGCGGAGGACGAGGAGGAGCGGCGGCGGGAGGGGCAGGCACGCAUCGAGGUGCCCGGCUGCGCCCUGCGGCCCCGGGCCUUCGCGUGCCAGGCCUGCGACAAGUCCUACAUAGGCAGGGGGGGGCUGGCGCGGCACUUCAAGCUGAACCCAGGCCACGGCCCGCCGCAGCCCGAGGCGCUGCUGCCCAGGGAAGCCGCUGGGAAAGCCGGCCUGGCGUCUGCGCGGGGCGGCCUGCAGGAUGGCCCGUCUGUAGAAGCGGAAGAGGCGGUGGGGUCUGAAGCAGCAGAUGGAAGUUACUCAGCCCUUCUGGGAACGGGGAGACACACAGGCCCUGCAAGGGGCUGUGCUGCGGCCCCCGCGGAGCCCCGCGCGGCCACCCCGCAGCCGAGCAGCGCGGCCAGGAGCAGAGCCGGCCUCCAGGAGUUUCUCCACCAGUGUGACCGGCAGGAUCUGGUGGAAUUGGCUCUGCCCGAGCUGGCUCAGGCGGUGACCGUGUACGAAUUUCUUCUGAUGAAGGUUGAAAAAGAUCAUCUGGCAAGGCCUUUUUUCCCAGCUGUGUACAAGGAAUUUGAGGAGUUGCAUAAAAUGGUUAAGAAAAUGUAUCAAGAGUACCUUCAUAGCUCUGGCCCAUGUUCCCAGGAGCCCCUGGAAAUAAACAAUAAUGAGGUUGCCGCGUCCCUGGGAAUCACUGAAGAAUUCCCGUGGAAGAAGGAGACACGCACAGACGGCGUGCCGCACGCGUGCAGCUGCCGCGAGGAGGGCAGUGCAGAGCCCGAGGCAGCCGGCCCCCGGAAGCGGGAGAGCGAGACCGCAGAGGCGGGGCCGGCCUCAGCGAAAAGGAGCAGGAGGGCAGCUCUGCCCAAGGAGCCCACUGAGUCUUCUGCCGACAGCGGAGGCCAGCGGAAGCCGGCUGGGGGUGCCCCGGCGGCCAGCGAGGGUAUUGCUCAAGUGAGCGGGCACGCCUGUCACCGUCCUGAAGACGGCCACGCAACGUUGGCUUCUGAUCAGGACCCAGGCGCCCCCCAGGUGGGCCGGCAGCUGGAAGCGCCUGCGGUCUCCACAGCCAGGAGUGCAUCUGCAGAUUCCAUGCCCUCGCAUCAGGACAUCGCUGGGCCCGGUCUUCACGCUCAGCCAGGGCAGCCCAGGAUGCCGGCCCUGGAGCCGACGGCAGCGUUUCCCACAGAGAGUGCUCGGGGAUGCCCUUCAGGCCUAGAGGCUGGGCGCAGCCCAGGGGACCAGGGGCUCUGCAGCAGCGUGAUGUCCGAGGGAGGGGUGGCAUCCCUGCUGCCUGGUGGGUCUGGACACACCGAGGCAGGAAAGCUCGGGCAGGUGCCAGGCUCCCCCGUGCGUGACCAGCAUUCCAGCCCCAGGGAGGCCCUGUGUGCGGGAACUGUAGCCCCUCCGCCCGAGGGAGUCUUGUCUGUGCGUGUUGUGCCGAUGCACUGUGCUUACGGCACCGCACCUCAGCCGUCUACUGAAGGGGGUCUUGGAAGCCACGUGGGGGACUUGGACCAGGUUUCCCACAGGACAGGGACACACGCCCACCAGAGGGAACUGGAGAGCAUCGUUGCUGUGGGCGAAGCCGUGGUUUUUGAAAUCACCAACGGGUGCCAUGAGCUGCUGUCUCAGGGACAGGAGCAGAUAUUUAUUCAGACUUCCGACGGGCUUCUCUUGCCCCACGCAGGCUCUGUCGUGUCCGGGGAGGACAUUGUCAUACUGACCGAAGCGGAGGGGCCUGUCCUGCAGACGGGCCCCGCGGCGGGGCUCCUCUAGCAGCCGGGGAGGCAGAGCCCUCCCAGUGAGAUGGAGUCAGGGCCCCAGCCCUAGAUGUGUGUGUAUUUGUCCAAAGCGGGUCUGUUUCAAGUGAUGUAUAUUUUUCUAAUGUGAAUACUGACACAAACAAGCAUUUUAUUUAUGAAGAA
Molecule: messenger RNA, 2777 nt
Organism: Pteronotus mesoamericanus
Lineage: Eukaryota; Metazoa; Chordata; Mammalia; Chiroptera; Mormoopidae
Gene: ZNF839
Product: zinc finger protein 839
Exons: 8
Coding region: 28-2628 (866 amino acids)
Source: RefSeq, a predicted model, not a curated record